GAAGUAUGUUUAGUGAUGUGAAUAUCGUGUUUGUUGACUCUAUGUAGUUGUAGUAUUUGAUUUAGCGGUAUUACUGAAUGAUGCGUUUCUGCACCACUGCGACCUUUGUGGUGUUAGCAGCGCUGUGCAAUAUUGCAAUAUCGUCGAACGACAUCUGGUGGCGUGCCGGUAGAAUGACCGGAUUAUUGCUGAACAAGUGUUUCUGGACCGAUGAUGGCAAUCCACUGGAACAUCCAGAACGAAUGGUGAUCAUUCUCAAGGAAUGCUUGAAAAAGCGAGGAUUGAAAAUGCUCGAAUGGGCCGUCGGAGAGGAUGUUAUUGAAGUCGUUGAUGGGGUGAAAUUGGUUAGAUAUCGAGAAAAGAAUAGUACAGAAGAAAGGAUUGUAGCUAUGUCUAGGACUUACAAUCCAACGAAUAGCUGGAAGUUUAGCUACAUUGAUGGCGUAAGAGAAUUAUUAGAGACUCAUAUUUUGGAGAUCAAACUUGCAGCUCUCGAAGAAGUCACACCAGAAGAAGGCAGAAAUCGUCGAAGACAAAACAUGUUUUCACAACUACUCACCUUUGCUUUAAUAGCAGCAUCCUUUAUUGUUAUCCCUAUGGGUUUCCAGUUUCUAGCUAUUUUAGGAGGUAAAGCUUUGCUUUUAGCUAAAAUGGCUUUGCUGCUAACCUCCAUUCAAGGAUUGAAGAAAAUUGCGACCUCCAACUUAAACUACGGACUUUACUCAGCUCCGUUUGGACAACCUAAUCCAUGUAAGAAGUUUGAUUAUCCUGGGUUUGCGGAGGGGCUACUAGAUGACAGAAAAAAUGUUUUUGUCUCUUUUGAUUUUGAAGGGUUGAAAAGUGGUGGUGGAAUAUGGGAUGCGCAUGUGGCUUGUGAGUUUUAGGUGGAGGGCAAAACGACAGACAUUGGCCUUACGAUGGGCCUGAAGGACUUCCUCAUCCUGGCUCCAAUUACUACAGAGAUAUCGAGGGAUCUCCGGAUUUAUUACAUCCAAGAAACGAUGUUGUAGAAAUUUAAGUUACAAUUAAGUAAUAUUGC
Messenger RNA from Diabrotica virgifera virgifera (western corn rootworm), 1039 nucleotides. RefSeq lists its product as uncharacterized. The transcript has 5 exons. Lineage: Eukaryota; Metazoa; Arthropoda; Insecta; Coleoptera; Chrysomelidae. The coding region runs from base 78 to 884 and encodes 268 amino acids. The record is from RefSeq and is a predicted model, not a curated record.